GCUCUAUCUAUCCGCACCAAGAGUCCACUUUUUCCAUGUGACAAUCUAACAAACCGGACGAGCUUUUCCAGCGCGCUUAACAGGCUAACAGGCCGGGGCACGGUCCAGUGUGGUGGAGAAAGCUGCCGCUGAGUUGGACAAGAGCCCCAGCCAGCACGGGCAACACCUCAUCUGUGCGCUCAUCACCAUCCCCAUCGCCGCGUGAUAGCCCAUCGCACGUCGCAGCGCGCCCCUCGAGCUGCCCGUCCGCCAUACCAUCUGGUCUGCGAUUGUUGUCGCUGCCAUCGCCGCCUUCUGCACACUCUACGGGCAGGCUCUUAAGGCCCUCGAACCCUGAAAGGCAGAUUGCAUCAUGGGCUUUCUCUCCAAGCUCUGCGGCUCCUGCUGCGGCGGACGCUCCAAGGACAGCAUCUACGACCCUGUGCUGGCCGACAGCGAGCGUGAAGCUGUCGCCGAUCUGCUGGGCUUCCUUGAAAUGCGCGCUGAGACCGACUUCUUCUCCGGCGAGCCUCUUCGGGCAUUAUCUACACUCGUAUAUUCAGACAACAUCGAUUUGCAGAGGUCGGCUAGCUUGACGUUUGCUGAGAUCACGGAGAGAGAUGUUAGAGAAGUCGACCGCAAUACCCUAGAGCCCAUCCUCUUCCUGCUUCAGAACCCCGACCUCGAGGUGCAGCGUGCUGCCAGCGCCGCGCUGGGCAAUUUGGCGGUGAACACUGAGAACAAAGUCGCCAUUGUCGCACUGGGUGGUCUUGCGCCCCUCAUCAAGCAGAUGAACUCGCCCAAUGUUGAGGUGCAGUGCAACGCCGUUGGGUGUAUCACCAACCUGGCCACGCACGAGGACAACAAGGCCAAGAUCGCUCGCUCGGGAUCCCUGCAGCCUCUCACGCGUCUGGCCAAGUCCAGGGACAUGCGCGUGCAAAGGAAUGCCACCGGCGCGCUGCUGAACAUGACACAUUCAGAUGACAACCGCCAACAGCUUGUCAAUGCCGGUGCAAUCCCUGUUCUCGUCCAGCUUCUCUCCUCCACAGACGUCGACGUCCAGUACUACUGCACAACAGCGCUGAGCAACAUCGCCGUCGAUGCGAGCAACCGUGCGAAAUUGGCACAGACCGAGGGUCGCCUGGUGCAAUCGCUAGUCCACCUGAUGGAGUCUUCGUCGCCCAAGGUGCAGUGUCAAGCUGCGCUCGCUCUGCGCAACCUUGCAUCAGACGAACGCUACCAGCUCGACAUUGUACGCGCACGUGGUCUGCCUUCUCUUCUCCGCCUUCUGCAAUCAUCUUACCUCCCACUUAUUCUCUCCGCCGUUGCAUGUAUACGAAACAUCUCCAUCCACCCAGCCAACGAGUCGCCGAUCAUCGAAGCCGGUUUUCUCCGCCCGCUUGUCGACCUCCUCGGCUCGACAGAGAAUGACGAGAUCCAAUGCCACGCUAUCUCGACUCUCCGCAAUCUUGCCGCCAGCUCGGACAAGAACAAGCAGCUUGUCUUGGAGGCUGGUGCCGUGCAGAAGUGCAAGCAGCUGGUUCUGAAUGUACGACUGCCUGUCCAGUCUGAGAUGACUGCGGCGAUCGCUGUUCUUGCACUGAGUGAGGAGCUGAAGCCUCACCUGCUUAACCUCGGUGUCUUCGAUGUCCUCAUUCCGCUCACUGAGUCGGACAGUAUUGAGGUUCAGGGCAACAGUGCUGCAGCUCUCGGCAAUCUGUCAUCUAAAGUGGGUGAUUACACCAUCUUCAUCCAAAAUUGGACGGAGCCUGCAGGUGGUAUUCACGGCUACCUCCGCCGCUUCCUGGCCAGCGGAGACCCCACAUUCCAGCACAUCGCUAUCUGGACGCUGUUACAACUGCUCGAGUCUGAAGACGCCCGUCUGUCCGAAAGAAUCUCCAAGUCAGACGAGAUCAUUCACAUGGUUACCGAAAUCGCCGAACGCAACAUCGAGUCAGACGACGAAGACAACGAAGACGGCGAGGGCGAGGUGGUAACACUUGCCCGCAGGUGUCUUGAGCUGUUGGGCAACAGCCCCAAAGUUCUUAUUGAAGGGUAAUGCCGUUGCAACGCCGCAUUAGCUUCAUCGAUCAUAUCUUUGCCUCUCCUUGCCCUUAUCCUUCUGUUUUGUUAAUGCGUUCAUGUUGGACGCUGCUCGGUAUAGCGUGCUCAUGCAAGAUGCUUCAUGGCCGGCGUUCUGGGAUCAGACUAUUUCCAACAUUUCUAGCGAGCAUGGGAGGAGCAUGACGUUUACUUAUUGGCAUACCAUCUUUGUUAGCACCGCUGCUUGGUCAAGAAUAGUUGUGGCUCGAGAGAGACUGUAAUCGCUAGGGUUGGAUGAAUAGUAGAGCAGGGCGCUCUUAACGUAUGUUGUGGACGAAUUAAAAUUGGACGUAGCCUUCGAGUUUGCUAACGAGUCUAUGCC
Molecule: messenger RNA, 2404 nt
Organism: Didymella exigua CBS 183.55
Lineage: Eukaryota; Fungi; Ascomycota; Dothideomycetes; Pleosporales; Didymellaceae
Product: ARM repeat-containing protein
Exons: 7
Coding region: 353-2038 (561 amino acids)
Biological process (GO): nucleus-vacuole junction assembly; vacuole inheritance
Cellular component (GO): fungal-type vacuole membrane
Molecular function (GO): protein-membrane adaptor activity; protein binding
Source: RefSeq, a predicted model, not a curated record